Molecule: messenger RNA, 1560 nt
Organism: Neohortaea acidophila
Lineage: Eukaryota; Fungi; Ascomycota; Dothideomycetes; Mycosphaerellales; Teratosphaeriaceae
Product: Abscisic acid G-protein coupled receptor-domain-containing protein
Exons: 1
Coding region: 1-1560 (519 amino acids)
Cellular component (GO): membrane
Source: RefSeq, a predicted model, not a curated record
AUGUCUGCCAUCUUCUUCUCGCUCCUCCCGUUCCUUUCGACGUGGAUCCUCACCACAUUCAUCGCGCACAAGCGCAUCUUUCCCCUCUUAAGCAGCGAGCCCCUGUCAAAAGAAGGAUUGCCUCUCCAUCACAAUGCGUCCACCAAGGCGACAAGACGAUGGACCCAGCCGACGGCAAAGCAAGUCGCCAGGCUGGUCUUCUCGACGAGCAUUGGGCUGUCAACGGUGCUCGUAGAACUCGUGUUGUGCGAAAUCGUGGACAUUUUGCAUCCAGAGGCGCGCGGUCUAGCAUUGCGACUGACGCUCAACCUCUUGUUGAUACUGAACAUCCUCGUCACGCCGGCGCUGGAGAUCCACAGCAUUGUGAGGACGCUCGUGGUGGGCGCGAACGAAAGCAUGUCGACGUCUAAGUCGCGUCCACGCUUACGACUCGUAUUGGAAGUGGCGACGUUAGCCGGGUGGCUCCUCGUGUUCUGGUACAUUCCUCGAGCAUCAAUCCUGCACAACACGCUGCAUGACGUACACGGAGGUGGUCAUGAUUCGAGCGAGCACGCCUUCAAAGAGGCUUGCUUGGAACGAAUAGGCAUCAUCGGCAUUUCGCUCAUGGCUUCCCUGUCCGGGUUCGCCGCCGUGUCGUCCCUGUGGCAGACCUUCGGCGUCCGACACCGCACGGUCAACGAGAACGACAUUUCGCGCAAAGAGGCCGGCCUGCUUGCCACACAGGAGAUGCUGUCGGCCAAGCAAAGUCGCUUGAGAGCCCUCAAACACAAGAUUGCGGAUACAUCGUCGGCGUCCGCGCGAGCAGGGCUUGUUAGUAAAGUGUUUGGGACAAUUCGUGGCAAUCCCGAUUUGCAGGAGGUGAAGAAUCUGGAGAUGGAGAUCUCAGGAUUGGAAACCAUGUACUUCGCCCUCUCCCAAUCGCUCUCGACUUUUCGAUCGCGCCGCGCCGAACAGCAGAGGUCCAAAAGGACGACAGGAAGACUCUUGAAUGCAUUCGGCACUGGCUUUGCUCUCUACUGCGCCUAUCGAAUAAGCGCCACGUCUUUCAGCAGCCUGAGACGUUGGUGGCAGCCUGGCCACUCCUUCGCCACCAGCGACCCGAUCAACAACAUCCUCGCUCUGCUCACCACCCACUGGGACAGCAAUCUCGAUCGCGCGGCAUGGUCACGACAGAUUUCCUUUCUUCUCUCUGGCGUCAUGCUCCUUGCCUCCUUCAGCGCCGUCCUGCAAACAUUUCACCUCUUCUCUCGCUUCUUCCCGCGCCUCGUCCAGCAUACGCAGACGUCCUUGCCCCUGAUUAUAUCACAGGUGGCGGGGACAUACGUGGUCAGUUCCACUCUCCUCCUGCGAAGUAACUUGCCAGAAGAGCUUAGUAGCGUGGUCAACGAUGCUCUUGGCGCGCCUCUCGAGAGCAGGUUCGUGGAUAGCUGGUUCGAGAGCUGGUUCCUGGCUGCGGUCGGUGUCACAGCGACUGGGAUAGUGAUUGGCAGAAAAGUGGGCGGAGACGAUGGCAUAUGGGAUGAUGACGAUGGCAUGGAUAUGGGCUCCAAGAUGAGCUAG